Molecule: messenger RNA, 3606 nt
Organism: Dryobates pubescens (Downy woodpecker)
Lineage: Eukaryota; Metazoa; Chordata; Aves; Piciformes; Picidae
Gene: SLC30A4
Product: solute carrier family 30 member 4
Exons: 7
Coding region: 116-1417 (433 amino acids)
Biological process (GO): zinc ion transmembrane transport; response to zinc ion
Cellular component (GO): plasma membrane
Molecular function (GO): zinc ion transmembrane transporter activity
Source: RefSeq, a predicted model, not a curated record
CAUGCCCUGACCGGGCGGCGAGCGGACAGGCGCCGCCUGCGAGGGGGCAACUACGCCAGCGAAGCCGGCCGCGGCGGUUCGGCCGCAACCGGCGAGGCACCCGGUCACCGCCGCUAUGGCUGGGCCCGGCUUCUGGACGAGCAUCAAGUCCCUGCUACGGAGGAGCGAGGACCCCUUGUUCCUGAACGACUCCAGUGCCUUUGACUUCUCGGACGAGGUGGGGGACGAUGACUUCCCCAGGUUUAACAAGCUGCGAGUGGUGGUGUCGGACGACGCUUCGGAGGCGGCCCCGGAAACGCCGGUGAACGGGUCGGGCCCGGGCCUGCCGUCCGACGACGAGUCACUGCUGGACCGGGACAUGGCUCUGCGCAGCUCCCGGCCCGUCCGGACCGACACCUGCACCAGCUGCAGCGGCCGGCGGGAGCGCUCCAAGCAGAGGACGGUGAAGAAGCGGCUGGCGCUUGCUGCUCUCCUUUACCUUCUCUUCAUGACCGGGGAGCUCAUAGGUGGAUAUGUUGCUAACAGUCUAGCAAUUAUGACAGAUGCACUUCAUAUGUUAACAGACCUUAGCGGUAUUAUUUUGACCCUGCUUGCUCUCUGGCUGUCUGCAAAAUCUCCCACAAAGAGAUUCACUUUUGGAUUUCAUCGCUUAGAAGUAUUGUCAGCCAUCAUUAGUGUAUUGCUGGUCUAUAUCCUUAUGGCAUUCCUCUUGUACGAAGCUGUUCAAAGAACUAUCCACAUGGACUACGAAAUAAAUGGCGAUAUCAUGCUAAUUACAGCAGCUGUUGGUGUUGCAGUUAACUUAAUAAUGGGUUUUUUGCUGAAUCAGUCUGGUCACCUUCACUCCCACUCCCAUUCCCAUGCUCACUCUCACGUACCUCAGUCAAACUCUCCUACCAGAGCCCACAGCAGCAGCCAUGGACACAGCAGCCUUGCCGUGAGAGCAGCAUUUGUACACGCACUUGGGGACCUGGUGCAAAGCAUUGGUGUGCUUGUAGCUGCAUACAUCAUACGCUUUAAGCCAGAAUACAAGAUUGCUGAUCCUAUAUGUACAUACAUAUUCUCCAUACUGGUGGUUUUGACAACAGUUCGAAUUCUGUGUGAUACAGGAGUUAUUAUUCUGGAAGGAGUUCCAAAGCAUUUAAAUGUGGAUCGCAUUAAGGAAGACUUGAUGAAAAUUGAAGAUGUUUAUUCUAUAGAAGAUUUAAAUGUUUGGUCUCUCACUGCAGGAAAAACAGCUGCCAUAGUCCACUUGCAACUAGUUCCUGGUAGUUCAUCUAAAUGGGAGGAAGUUCAGUCAAAGGCCCGGCAACUGCUGCUGAACACAUUUGGAAUGUACAAGUGCUCUGUCCAGCUUCAGAGUUACAAACAGGAAAUGAGCAAAACCUGCGCAAGUUGUCAGAGUUCCAGUGCCUAAUUUCGUAUGUUUUGGGAACUGCUGCCUUAUUCUUUAUCUUGUAGUCAAAGACUGAGAGCAAUAAAUGCAAAAUGAAAACGACUGAAUAGAAACCAGUAAUAAGUGGAUUUGUACCAUUUAACAUGCAGCAGGGAGAACUGGUGCUGCAAAAAGAACGGUGGUUGACCUACGGAACUUGUAUUUCACUUCCUCCCUUGUACUAAUUUGUUCAAUUUACUAUGGUUUUGAGACAAAGCUAUUUUCAGAUUAUUGUUUACAAAAUGCAACGUGGCUCUGCAGAUACCUCACAAAUUACAGUCCACUAUUGUCCUUCAGUAACUAUGUACCACAAAGUAUCCGCACUCCAAAUGGAGCAUCAAGUAGUCAGUAUUUUACUUCAAGUCGAAUGCUGAUCAUGCCAGAGUUCUAUAAGAUGUCAUGAUCCCUGAAUUCAUUAUACAGUAUUUUUGCAAUAGUAACUGUCAUACAGUAUCUGAAACUGUAAUGCAUACAGUGCUAGUUGAAUUUUUCUGGAAACUGGCUCUUUGGAGGCGCUGCAAAACACAGAAUUUGCUGUACCCAGAUGAGAAAGUUAGCUUUAAUCUGGGCAUUCAGAGAUCCAGACAGGAAGAUCCUUGCCCAGACUUCUGGUACUUAACUAGAGACCCAACACUGGACCCAAAGUGUUUUAAGUCAUCAGUUAUCUUUAAUGUAUUUUAGAAUAGGGUUUAUAAAUUAGAAACAGGUUAUUUAUUUCAUGAAGAUUUGACUUGUAAGAUGAAUUUACUAUUAAUAAUCUUGAAUGUCUGAACCAACAUUUGAUUCACAUUAAAAGGCCAGUUGAUUAGCAUGAAUUCUAAUUCCAAUUAAUAAAUGCCCUGUAAUUGAUCAUUUUUUCAUUAUUGUUUUGUUUUAAAGGAAAAGUCAGAUGAUAGAAACUAUGCUUAAUGUGGAGAUACUCUCCAAUACAAUCAACAGACAUGCAAAAUACACGCAGCUGAUAGGAAAGUGGGGAACAGAAGUUUUAGAUCAGCACCAUUGCCUGAGUCACCGAUCUCUGACCUUUUCAUCUUUGCUUUGAGCACAGUAUGACAGUGUCCUGACAGGAAUGCCGCUGCAAUAGCAGUUCCUGCUACUUAGCUUUAUGAGUAAAGCAAAAUCCAAGCAAGCUCAGUAACCUAACAGUGUUGGACAACAAUAUCCUAACAGCCUACAGAAGUGGAAAGGCCUCUUAUUUAUAGAGAGAUGAGGCAAUUUGAAAAGACUAUUUAUUCAUCCGGAUACCUCAAAGUCCACAAAACUCCUUACCCUCACGUGGAAUCCCUGUACUUUGAAUGUACACAGGAUGACAAAAUCUGACACUAAGCUAUCAUGCACCCCCAAGCUCAGAUUUACAGCUGCUUCUGAGGUAAUUUGCACUGAAGAAGCCUAAGGGCAACAUGAAUAUGACCAGCAAAGUUCAGAGGAUGGGAGGAACUUGGCUUCAAAUAUUGUUUUGCUUAUUCUGUACUUUGAUCUUUAUACAGAUCUUCCACUGGCAUCACAAGUAGUUCUCUCUGUGGAUCAGAAAGGAAAAUUUUGCCCAAUAAUGGAUGUUGUGAUACUCAGCCAUCUAUAUACCUAAGCUAAUGUCUGUUUUGAAACUUGUCUAUCAUUUCACAUACUCAUCAGGCUGUUGGUAACAAUCGUGGCUUCUUUGGUCCCCCUUUUUUGGGGCAGGGGGUCAUAUUAUCAGUUUCUAUUGGUGAAAACUGACAGCACAGUAUUAAUUUGGACAAAAUGCACAGAACACUGGAUUACGUCUGUAUGCUUUCCGUCAAGAAAUGGGAGCGCUGGAGUACAGCAAGGGAGCACAUACAGCUCAGAGGCAAAGUAGCACUGUACUUGGGAAGUUCAUGCUUCAAUACAAACAUUAUCAUUAAUAAAGCCAUAUCACAUUUCAUGAAAAAUGGGCAUCCCAUCCUUACAAACUUACUGGAAAAUAAAUAUACCAUAAACAGUAAACAGGUAUUUUGCACAUACUGAUACUCAAAUAGGUUUUAAUUAAAUUGGGGGUUACAGUUGAUGUAAUUAGAAGUCGAGGUACAGUAGGUAUGUAUUGUAUUUGGAGUUUUUUAGUAAUUUACUACACAUUUGUUUAAUUGAAGAAAAAAGUUGGUGUGUUGCUUUAUUGUGGGUUUUAUUAAAUCAAUUAUUAAAAUUCACAUUGU